CAAUUUGAUAGAAAGUUGUUACAAAUUUCAAUUUUCGAGAAUUACUUUGAUGUCGUUUAGCCUUUAGCGACUAAUUGUAAUUAGUUAUAAGUUAAUAACUACGUAGUAUCUAAUUUUUAUAGAUGUAAUACUUUUACACUUGUACCUAGUUUUUAAUAGUAUUUAAAUUUUAUGCAAUUGUACUUAAUAAUUUGAUUUGUUUUAAAAAGAUGACAUCAUUUGAAUGCAAAGGGGUUCAUGUUGAUUUUCCUUAUGAACCGUACGAAGUACAAAAAAUAUACAUGGAGAAGGUAUUGGAGUGUUUACAAAAUGUAUGUAUUACCUAAAUAACAGGGUCUCAUAGUUGUAUUCUAUUUGUUGUAUUUCGGAAAACAAUAAAUGUACCCAUUCAUUUUUAUUAUUAUUUAUUAAAACCUUUUAGUUAGAAUAUUAAAAUACUAAUUAAAAUUAUGCAAUAAGUACAAUUUUGUUAAAUUAUUAAACCUUUUAGCAGUUGCACAAAAAUUGUAUUCACAAAAAAAAAUAAGCCAAAAUUGUGAUUUUUAUCACUUGUUUAUUCUUUUAUUUUUGUUCAUAUUUUUAUUUAUCUGCGUGGCUUGUAGAAAUAGUCAUAUAUGUUAUCCCUGCUUAGUUUUCAUUUUUUAAAUCUGUAUAUACAUUACAUUUUUAGGGAAGUAAUGGUGUUUUGGAGUCUCCUACUGGAACUGGGAAAACUUUAUCCCUGAUAUGCUCAUCAUUAGCUUGGCUAAUGGCAAAGAAAGCUGCAAUACAAGCUAAUCGAAUAUGUCUAACUGAGAAUAACAUAUUAUCUAUAGCAGUUAACACGGCAGCAGGCAUUGAUAAAAAUCCAAACAGUGCUUGGAGUACUUUAUUACAUUUCAUUAUUUUGACUUUAUUUUUAUUUUUAUAUCUAUAAAUUAUACAUUAUUUGUCAUUCAUUACUAGAUAGUGUGAUGCGACCACCCCGGAUUAUUUAUGGUUCUCGAACACAUACUCAAUUAAACCAAGUGAUGAAAGAACUUCGACGAACCAAUUAUAAACACAUGAAAGUUGGUAUGAUAGGUUCUCGAGACCAAUUGUGUAUACAUCCUGAAGUAAUAAAAGAAUCAAAUUCAUCUGUUAAAAUUGCCCUAUGUCGUGCCAAGGUUAGUGCUCGUACAUGUCAAUUUUAUAAUAAUGUUGAGCUUAAAUCUAAAGAAGCAUUCAUAGAAAAUGGAAUUGUUGACAUUGAAGAUUUGGUAAACAAGGGAAAAAAAUUUAAUUGUUGCCCAUAUUAUGGUUCUAGAGAACUUCAAAAAGAUGUAGAUGUAUUAUUUACACCAUACAAUUAUAUUAUUGAUCCUAGGACCAGAAAAGCCCAAGAUAUCCAAUUUAGUGUGCGUACUUCUUUGUUCAAAUUAUACACUUUUAAUACUAUUUAAUUGUAUUUUUCAUUGUAGGAAGAUGUUAUAAUUCUUGACGAAGGACAUAAUGUUGAAAAAAUGUGUGAAGAAUCGUGUUCUGUUGAAAUAAGUAGCACUGAUAUUGCACUUUGCAUUGAUGCUGUAACUGAUGUAAGAUAAAUUUCCAAUUAUAACUUUUCUUAGGUUUGGCUACGGCUAUUGGAUAGUUGCACAAUCAUGUAUUGUAUAGUAUGGUGACCAAAUAUUCGUUAGUACCUAGCGUUAGUACCUAGCGUUAGUGAACAUUAAAUUAUUAGUGUAGUAAAACCACAUAUAUAGAUACCUAUUCCUAUAUCUUGAGAUCCUUAAUAAUAGUAAUAGUAAGAAUUAAUAAGGCUCUCUUAGCUUAUAUUUAUAACAUAUCUCUAACUGUGGUUUUUAUAUUUAGUUUUAUUUAAUUUGUAAUCAUUAAGACUAUUGCACUGUAUACAAAGUGUACAAAAUUCUAUGUUUCAGCAAUUUUCUCCUAUAAAUAUUCUGAAUAGAGAAUAAUUUAUAAUGAAACAUUUUUAUUAAAUAGUGUAAUUCUUCUUCUUCUUCAUUGAUAUCACAACUAUUCAAGAGUUUUUGCUGUCACCAACACCUCCUUCUACUGUUUUUAAUUCCCUACUUUUUCUUCCCAAAGGGGCAUCCCUAGUUUCUCUAAAUCCUGUUUUAUUCCAUCUAUCCAUCGCUUCUUUGGACGUUCUCUUGGUCUCUUCUCUGUGGGUUUCCAUUUAACCACUGCUUUAAGGUACUCUGAGUUAGACCUUAUCAUGUUCUUUGUGCUUUUACAAAGUUGGUUAUCCUUGGUACUCCUGUCAAUUCUCGGGUCUCUUUGUUCAUUCUUCUGCGCCAGCAUCCCAGAUCGUUGUCGUAUUCUGGGCUGCAGAUGAUUCUCAGUAAUUUGUUUUCGAACGAUAUAAGUUUUUGUUCCAUUCUUCUUGUUAAAGGCCAUACCUCACAUCCAUAUGUUAGCGUUGGUCUAACUAUCACCGUGCAGAGAUGUACUUUGGUUCUUCUAGAAAACAGUUUAGAUUUUAGGUAUUUGGUUAAUAAAAAAGAUGCCUUUUCUGCUUUGAUGAUUUGGCUAUUUAAUUUGAUGGACCAGUCAUUAUUACCACUGAUAGACGUCCUCAGAUAUGUAAAUUGACAUACUUUUUCAAAUGUAUGCCCUUGAAUCACUACAUUGUCUACCUGGUUGUUUUUGAGUAAUAACUCCAUCACUAGUUUUAUUAUCAUUUACAUUCAGCCCUUUGGUUUUUGCUUUGUUAAUGAGUACUGCGGUGUUCUGCGCCACACUCUCUCCAUCGUUACAAACUAUAUUCAAAUCAUCCGCAAAUCCUAAAAUACCAUUCUUUUUUGCCUAUGUUGACACCGUAUUUAUCCCUUUGUAUACUCUGUACGACUUUCUCCAGUACAAUAUUGAACAGUAGUGGUGAGAGAGCGUCACCUUGCUUUAAGCCUGUUACCACUUGGAAUUUUUCGGAUAGUAGUGUAAUAUAAAAUUAUGUGUAAUAUGAAAUAUUAAUAGUAUAAUAUAAAAUUAUAUAUGGAUUUUAAAUUUUUAGAUGCCUUUUUUUGGGGGGGGGGGUUAGAUUUUGUAGUCAAAUUUUGUAGUCAAAUUUUGAUAUUCAAAUGGCAACUUUUAUUCAAAAUUCCAUAAAUAAAUUGAGGAUUUGUACAAAUAUUUGUUGGUGUUAAAAAUUUUGAUUUCUGUUAACUCUGUUGACGAGAUAUUGCACUUUUUAGUUUUGGCAGGGGGAAAGUAGUGGAACAUUAUGUACUUGAAUGAUGGUGCGAUAUUUUAAUUGCAAUUCAACUUUAAAAUACGCUGCACAUACACAAUGGGUUUUCUUAUUUUCUUAAAACAAUAUUCUACAACUUCUUCCCUCAAUGUUUUUAUUGAUAUUAUUGUGAGAACCUCAAAUAUUAUUUUGGACGAAUUGUAGUAUGGUAGGUAAAAUUUAAAAAGCAUUAUGUAUUUUUUAGUUUCAUAAAAUAAUAUAUAAAACUUAAAAGUAAGCACAAUCAGUAUUAAAUACACUAGAUAAUUUAGAUUAUCUCUUUCCUUUGUAUAUUCCUAUAGCUGUAUACUUUUUUGAAAAUUUAAUGUACACUAAGUACCUCUAGGUUUUUAACAUGACUGUAGAUAAGAACAUUUUUGUCCGUGUUUAGAUUCUGUGACGCACAAUAAAAAGUUGCUAUAAAUAAAUUUGUAUUUAAAUUGGUUUAAAAAUAUAUAAUUAUUUUUUAUUCAGAUUAUGAAACAAUUAUACGAUGAGAAAACUACACAAUUUUCUGAAGAACCAAUUCAGUUACGACCAAGAGAGUUCUCUGAUGAUGAUAUAUGUGUGUUAAAAGCAUUGUUUUUAGAAAUAGAAAAAGUAAUUGAUGGCAUUGAGCUUUCAAAUAGUACAAAUGAUAAAAAAAUGGAAGGAUCUUAUGUAUUUAGAUUACUUCAAGGUGCAGAUGUUCGUAAUUAUAUUGAGAUGAAAAAAUAAUUAUUCUCUACUAAUCUAAUUAUUUAUAUUUUAGAUAAAUCCUUCAAACAUGUCAAAGUUUAUUAGUUUUUUAAAUGCGGUUAUAUUAUAUAUGUCUUCAUCAAACAUUUCUCCUCACCAACCUAAAGAAGCAUGUUUGAACAAAUUUCAACAAUUUUUAGAAUGUGUUUUGCAAAGUUUAGGAUCUACUGGAGACCCUAAAAAUACAGACAAAUAUUUUAGAGUAAGUUUAAAAUUACUGAAUAUAUUAAAAUAAUAAUAAUAUUUAAUGAGGAGGCUGAUACAGUGACUAUUAAACAUUUUUUUUCUUUUUCUUUUUCUUAAACAUUUUUAAUUAUCAAUUAUCAUUGAUGAUAUUAUUAAUAUUCAUGUCUUAAAUUUUGGAGAAACUAUAAUAAAUGAAGAUUUAUUGUGAAAUAAAUUACUGCCUUGGAUUUUGGAAUUAUUGAUUGUUAGAUAUGCAUUUUUUUUUAGUGAUAAAUAGUAGUGAUUGUUUAUAAUUGUAUGUGUUAUUAAUUGAGCAUAUAAUAUUUUAUAUUUUAAUAAUUUUUAAGAUCAUUUUAUGAUAAAUCUGUUUUUAUCAUAUUAUUUUAAUAAUUAAUAUUACUACAAUGUUUUUAUUUUGAGAUUAUAGGAAAUAGAUUGAUCAACUCUAAUAGUAAUUUAUUUAAUAAUAUUGUAUAUAUGAGAUUAUUAAAUCCAAUGAAGCCCAAUGUUCUUAAAUAACAAAAUAUAAAAUGUCUGUUAAUAUUUAAUUAUAGAUUUAGUAAUCAAAUAUCAGCUUGUAUAUGUACACAAGUUUUCAAGUCCCACCAUGUUUUGCAGAUUUUCUAUUGGUAUUAAUAGUCAAUUUUUUUUAAAUAUUUUUUUCCGAUUUGGUUUUCUUUGGGGGGUGGGGGCAUGUAUUUUAAGAAAAAUACAAUUUUUAUUUUCAGCGUUUUAGUAACAACUGUUAUAUUUUUAGAAAAAACAAUACUACCGCAUAACAUGAUUACUUGAUUAAUUUGUUAUAAAUUGAAAUGGUACCUAGUUACUAAAAAUUAUUGAUCAGAUAUAAAUGUAUUAUACAUUAAAAUUUUUACAAAAUGGCUGUUUCAAUAAUGUUGUAAAGUAAAUAAAUAAUUUUUUUUUUUACUGAUUAGAGGAUGAAAAUUCAAAUUUAAUUUACUUUAAAUAAAUGCCAUCUCUCAAAGAAAACAGUUUAAUCGAAAAAAAAAUGUAAUAUAUAAUUACAACUCUUGAAAAAUCUGUUGAACACAGUUGAACACUAUAUUUUAUUCCUAUUUACUUUUUUUCAAUUUAUAUUAUAAUGAUUUCUACGUGUAUAUAUAAAAUGUUUAGAGCGUUGCAUUUUUCCAGAUAUUUUUAUUAUAAUUUUUUACAUAGGCAUAUACAAAUUCAAGAUAGACUAAUUCUUAUUAUUUUUUUUUAUUUCUAAAGAACAUUUACAAUCUGUUAGAAUUUAUGUACAAAUAAUAACUAUGAAGAAGGAGGCCAGCCAGUUUAGCUAAUGUUGGAAUUAAACUUAUUGGUCUGUAGGAGGUGGCUAGAGUUGUUGGUUUAUUUGGUUUUGGUAUAAGUAUAGUUGACAAUUUCUAUAUUUCUAUAUUAUGAGAAAUAUAAAAAUCUUAACAUAGCGUUGAAGAUAUAAGUAAUUAGUAAAAUGGGUUUGUGAGGAAGGGUUUUGAGAAUUUUGCUGGUGACAUAACCUGGAAAUUUUCCAUCUUUUAAUUUUAUAAUUAAAAAUAACAUUUCAUUUGGUGAAAUAUGUUUAGCAGGUAAUGAAAUAGGUAGGUAUUGAAAGAUUAUUUGACAGUUUCUAAGUGUUUCCUGAAUAGAUUAGCUUUCUCAAUACCAGAUAUAUCCAAGGAGCUAUCUGGAUCAGUUAAGAGAGGGAGAUGUUCUUUUAUUCUAAUUAGCUUUUUAGUUAUUUUCCAAAGAGAACCAUUUGUUUGGUUUAAUGAUUUUCUAAAAAUUCGGAUUUGUGUUUUUAUAUUAAUCUUUUUAAAGUAUUUGCUAGAUGGUUAAACAGUUUUUUAUCAGAUGGAUAACAAUAUUUUUGUCACCUAGAGUGCAUGUGCCAUUUUUUAGAAAUUAGAUUUAUAAUUGCAAGUAGAGAUGAUUGUCUUGAGUUGUUUUUAGAAGGUCUAAGUGUAUUCAGUUUACUUUUCUGCAUCCAUAUGUACGGAUGCAGAAUGUACUGAAAACGUCAUAUUUAGUUGAUGGUGUAAGAAGAAAAAAUUAAAAUAAAUGCAUAACAAAAUACACACACUAUGCAUCAAACAUUAUGCCAUGCUUAUUUUUAUACUUUAUUUCUUAUAAAAUACCUAUACAAGAAAUAUUUCAAUUGUAUUUUUUGUAAUAAAUAUUUUAUGUAUUAACUGAUAAUUAUAUUGCACUGUUUUUUUAGACAUACAUACAGUUAGAACAGAUCAAAUAUAAACCCAAAAAUGAUACAAAUAAACUAAAAGAACUCAAAAAAGGAAAAACUAUACAUUUUUGGUGCUUUAGUCCUGGAUUUGGGUAUGAAUUCACUCAGUUACUUAACAUUGUUGGAUACUGUUCUUUCUCUCUCAUUUAUUAAAAAGUACAUUGACUGGUGCUUAAUACAGAUAAAAUAGUAUCAAUUAAUAUGUUUUCCAAUAGAAUAUAAAUGGAGUUAUAUAAAUGCUUGUCAUAUAUAGAUAUGAAUUUCACAAUCCACAUUCCUUCCUUUAUACUUCAGUCUAUAGAUUCUUCUUAAUUAUAUUGUAGAUGUUGUUUGAUUCCAUUCUUUACAUAACAAAAUAAUACAAAUUAUUAACAAUAUAUUUAUAUUAUAUAUAAAAUAUUAUUGUAUAUAAUACAAAUACAAAUUGUACAAUUGCUUGCCAUAUAGUUUAUCCAAAACUGAUGUAUUGAUGUUUAAUAUUAGUUUAUUAAAUUGUAUAGAAUAACUAUUAGGUAUCUAGUAAAAUGUUCCAAAUAAAGUACCACCCAGUGGAGAAACUGCAUCAUUUAAGGUACAGAGCGAAAGUUUUGGAGCACUUUUAUUAACUAAAAAUAGAAUCUGACAAAAAAUAACAUUUCUUUUUCAAACUUAUAUGUUCUUAACUAGUUAGAAUUAAAAAAAAAUUAAUGUACACUAAAAUUACAGGUUUUUUUUCCAAUUGUUCAUAAUUAAGAGAACAUUAUACUGGCCUUUGCUGUCUUUGUUUAUUUUAUAGCAAAAUUGUAUUUUUGUAAUACCAUUUAUACCUUUUUGUUAGGUUUUUACCAACUAUUGUAAAUGUCAGUGUAAUGUCCUCUGAUAAUUAAUUUUCAACAGGAUGAGAGAUUUAUUGGAUAAAAAUGUUCAUUCUAUAAUAAUUACAAGUGGAACAUUGUCACCCUUAAGAGCAACCAUUUCUGAAAUUGGAAUACCAGUUAAUGUCCAAUUACAAAAUUCCCAUGUGAUUAAAAGUAACCAAGUGAGUUGUGUUAUAAUAUUUUUAAUUUGAUGUCCUUAAUUUUAUUUUUAUUUUAGGUUUGUGCAUCAGUUAUAAAAACAGGGCCAAAUAACAAACCACUUAUAUGUAACUACAAUAACCGGUAAUUUAUAAUAAUUUAUAGUAAGUUAGUAUUAGUAGCAGUGGCUUAGUUGUGAUUAUGUUCUAUGGGAGGAUGAAUAAUUUUUUAGGUAAACUUUGUGCUGGCCUCCCCCCAUCUAUGUUUUAUAUUUAUUCUGAGCGUAGUGAAGGACAAACAGGAAACUUGGAAAAUCUUUUUUUUUUAUACUUGUUGGUAUUUUAAAUGAAAAUUUUUUUGAAAUUCCCAAUACUUCUCCAAAAAAAUGCACUUUGGUUUUAUGUAAAAAUAUUUUUUGGUUUAUAAAAAUAAUGCUCAAAAUUAUUCAUAUUAUACCAUAAAAGAUGUAGAUUUUUCACCUAUUGGUGCUUUAUGGGAUACAAAUUUCUAGAUUUGUUAUAGUUUUUCUGAUAAAUGUUAAUAAAUUGGCUUUAUUUUUGUUGAUUCUUGAGAUACCUUGACUACAGUGUGUUCGACGGAUUUUUCUUGCACUGUUCAUAUUAAAUUUCUAUUAAAUAUUAAUUGUUUUCACGCCUAUUUUUUAAAAAUUAAAACUGCUAUAGUUAAAAAAACUAUUAAUCAAAUAUCAAUGUAUAAUACAUUAAAAUGUUUUGAAUAAUAUUUUUUACAAAAUUACUAUUUUUAAAAAUUUCUUAAGUGAAUAAAUAGAUUUUUUUUUUGUGUUUAAGGGAUGAAAAUAAAAAUUUAAUUUUUCUCCAAAUCGAUACUGUAUAAGAAUACAAAACACUACUAAUACUACUUCGCCCAAAAUCAAUUGCAAAUAUAUUAAGGUGUAUAAAAUUCAAAGAAAUAUUCUAGGGAUCUAUCUCCAUCAUCUUCCUCCAUAACUACGCCUCUGAUUAUUAGUGUUGGGUCACUAACAGUAAUUUUAGUUUUCAAAACCUUGAAUAGUUUAUCUAUAUUGAAUUAUGCACUUAAUAAAAUUAAAAAUAAGUAUCAAACUUGAUUUUCUUUGAAAUAUUCAAGUUUGAGUAAUAAUUUCCCACCAAACUUCUGUUUAAAUACAGAGGUGGUCAAAAGUCGUGCAACGCCUACCGUCUGGUAUGGCAUCUGUUCUUACACCAUAUUCGGUCCUUACUUUCACGACGGCACGGUAAAUACCUUGAAAUGCUUGAAGAAGUCAAGAUCGAACUCGACAACAACGAUAUCUUCCGUGGUAAGCAAAUUAUCUGGCAAACUUUUUGCGUCACUUUUGGCCAUCUCUGUAUUUCAAAGUUUUUCAUAGUUUUAGAAGUUCUAGAACCUAUAUCGUAACUUAUUUAAUUCUAGAACUAUAAUUUAUAUAAAUACGAUUUUUUUUUAGAAACAAUUCUGAUUUUCUUAUAAGUUUGGGACAAACUCUUGUGAAUUUUUCAAGAAUUAUACCAGGGGGCACUUUAGUGUUUUUCCCUUCAUAUCCAUUUUUAGAGCAUUGCAUUAAUUAUUGGCAAGGAUGCAAUAUUUGGACAUCAAUCGCUAAGAAUAAAGUAAUACAAAUAAGAAACUAACAUAAAUUCAUAUCUUAAUAACUAUUGCAAUUAUUAUGUUUUUUUUUUAGUCUUUAUUUGUUGAACCAAAAAAUAAGGAUGUGUUAAUUAGUGUGAUUGAAGAAUAUUAUAAAGCAAUUCGGGAAAACAAUGGUGCAAUAUUAUUAGCGGUUUAUAGAGGAAAAGUUUCUGAAGGUCUUGACUUCUCAGAUUGGAAAGCUAGAGCUGUGCUUAUUAUAGGUUUACCAUAUCCUCCUUACCAAGAUCCAAGGGUUGUAAUGAAAAGAGAAUAUUUAGAUGAAAUGCGAAAACAAAAUAUACAAGUAAGAAGGAUUCACUAAUAAGAAUUAGUCCAUUGUUAAUUUAUUGCAUUUAUAAUCAUUGAGUUUAUUUUUGUGGUUGUAGUGUUUAUCUGGUCAAGAAUGGUAUAAAUUGGAAGCUAUUAAGGCAGUGAAUCAAGCAAUGGGACGUGUUAUUAGACAUAUUGGUGAUUGGGGUUCAAUUGUAUUUUGUGAUGAACGUUAUGCAUGUGAUAACAUAAAAUCACAGCUUUCUGCUUGGUUACAACCUAAUAUAAAAGUUUAUAAUCAGUUUUCAAUGGCUUAUAGAGACAAUGUGAAAUUUUUCAAAAACACUGGACCAACAGUAAGUAAUUAUAAAAAAUUGUUAAAUGUGUUGUACUAAAAACAGAAAUAAAGAUUUAUCUUGAUUUUUAGAUUCCUUCUGCUGUUUUGUUUUCAAAUGCAUUAUUUGAUGAACCUGCUCAAGCAACUGUGUUGAGGUCAAUAGAAUCUGUUAAACGAAAAGUAGUAGAAGAUGAUACUAUAAAACUGUAUGAAAGUUUUUUAAGUAAAAAUUUUAAAGAAACAGAAAAUAAAGAACAGUUGAAUAGUAGUAAAAGCAUUUUAGGAUCUGUUGAUGAUUAUGUCAAACAUAAAACAAUCAAUACUAUAAUAGAAAGUCAAACUUCAAAAAUUGAUAUAAAAUCUGAUAGAAAUCCAUCUGUAAAAAAAAAACGAAAACUUAAAAUAAUUCCAAAUAAAAUGUCUUCAGAAGAUUCGCAAAAGAAAACAAUCAACUUAAUGACAAAAGUAUGAGUAUAUAUUUGUUUUUGUUUUUUUAAAUACGUUAAUUCCAGCAUGGGUAGAAUUUGCCUCCCCCCUUCGUGUAAAAUUUUUUUUUUGGCCCAAAAGGUUCCAAGUAUCAAUUAUUAUUAAAAUAGCCGGAAUUUUAAAUGAUGAAAAAUGUAAUAAUGUAAGAGAUCUUACCUAUGCGAAGGCAUAAGAACAAAUGACUUGUAAUAGUUGGGUAUAAUUGAUAGAGCUAAGACAAUAAUGGCAAGUUCUUGACUCCUGCUGCAGAGAACGAAUAAGUUUUGUUGACGAUACGUCAACUUAGCACUUAGUGUUAAUUAUAAAAUAUACAAUGCACCUUUAUACUCUAUUCAAAAUAAGAUUGAACCAUUAAGAUGAGAAAAUAGCUUGUCUAUUUCUACCAUUAGAUUUCUUCCAGUAACCAAGCUUGCUCUCCUAAAUGUUGGCAAUGGCAGCAAUAACAAUGAAAGCCAAUAAUUGACCAUUCAUAGGAUGCAUUGUGCCAAUUUGAGGAGUGAAACUCACUCUUUGGCUCAUUGUGCAUGUACGAAAACGGGCAAUCUUAUUUUAAAUAGAGUAUUGUUACUGAUUAUUUUUAUUGAAUAUACACAACAAUAAUAAAUUUCAAUGAUUUGAGAAAAUUUUAAUUUGUUUAUUUUCUAUUUAAUGUUUCAUUUUAUUUGUUUAUGUUAAAGGCCAGAACUGUAUUAAAAGAUAAUCAUAUAUACACUAAUUUUGUUAGUAUUGUUAAAAAAUAUAUGAUCGAAAAAAAUUGUACUGAAUUUACUAAAAAUAUAGACGAGUUAUUUCCCCAUAAGACUCCAGAGAUUAUAGGCAUUUUAUUAGGUAGGCAACAUUAAAUUUUUAAAAUAUUAAACUUUUUAAAAACUACUUAGGAGUAUUUAUUUUUAUAUUGUUUAAUUUUGCUUACUUAAAACAUUACAGAUCUUCGAGAAUUUUUUGGAAAAGAAGUACACAGUCAAUUUUCCAAUUAUUGUAUCCAGUUAACAAAACACAUAUAGGCAUACCUAUAGAAUGUAAAUUUUUGUAAUUUGUACUCCCUAGGUACUUAAACUUUAUUUUGUAUAAUAUAUUUUAUAUUUUCAAUAAAAAUAUAUAUUUUGUAAAUGUGUAAUAUAUAGAUGCAGAUAUUUUUAUAAACAGAUUGAGCUAUAAUACUAAGAUUUUAUCAAACGUAAUGUAUGUUCUAUUUAUUUGAAAUUGUAUUCCACGGAGAAGAUUUAAACUAAAACUAUUAAAUUAAAAUUAUGACAAACUUUUAUAAAAUAAAAUUGGUUAUGAAAAAAAAGAAAAAUGUAUUUUUACAUUAUUUUAAUCUGGAGUGGCUACAAGACUAUACAUAUGAUCCAGGAUCUAUAAAGAAGAGAUUAGUGAGGUAUCAUGAUGUUUUCUGAUUAACUGUUGGGAG
Messenger RNA from Cinara cedri, 11481 nucleotides. The record is from the annotation of a GenBank genome assembly. NCBI's taxonomy places the organism in Eukaryota, Metazoa, Arthropoda, Insecta, Hemiptera, Aphididae.